UAUUCUCUAUCCUGCUUUCUUCUUCUCUCACUAACUCUCCCUCCUGAUAUAACUCACUUUUUCUUUCUCUUUCUCAUUUUCUCUCUCUUCUUCCCUCAUUUUUUCACUCUCUUCACUCUCUGUUUUGUGUUUAGCAGCAAUUUUGGUUCAAUUUUGCCAGCGUAUUCUCAAUUUUCUUGUUGUUAAUUGUUGUUAAUAAGCGUCAUAAUCAACAAAUUAGGAUCAUGUUAUGUUAAACUUACAUUUAAAUCGUUUUGUUCAACACCAAAUUGACUUCUAUGCUUAAUUAGAAGGUAUGGAUAAAUACUCGAAAAGUUAUGUUCCCUCUAUUGGAAGGACGUCACUUUUCGAGAUUGGGUCAACCCCACCAGCCGCUCAUUCGGGCGCCUCUAUUUUGAAAAGACCACUCAAUUCUCAUCCAAAUUUACCUUCAAGCAAUGAUCAUCAAGCUUCUCUUCAUCAUGAGAGGCUAUCAUCUAGUAAACGAAAUAAAUCCAAUCCUCACCACCAGAUUCAUAAUAACUCAUCGAAACAAUCAUCUGCAUCAACAUCUUUAGCUGCGUCAGCGCCUGCCAUGGAACUUGAAUCACUUCAUCAGGCGAAUCUCCUUCGCCACCAUCGUUCUAAUCCAUAUAAUCCCGGUUCUCAUCAACCAUUCGAUGCAUCUCGAUUUUCACAAGCUCCUUUGACUUCUCAACCCGAGAUACCUAUUAAAUUGACCAAAUACGAUGAUCAGAGUAACAAAGGAAAUUCUAAACUUGUUAAUCUUUCUAAAAGCCAAACUGAAUCUCCAAGAACAGUGCAACAAGAUGCUAAUGACAAAGAUGUACCUUUAAAUUUAUCUGUUAAAAGGUCAUUUGAUUCUCCCGCUGGUACAACAAGUGAUAAUAAUAGAUUAGUGAAAUCAUCAACAUCAGCUGUAGUUCUAGAUGUUAAUCAGGAUAAUCAACAAAGGAAAAAAGCAAGACGUCAAUUGCAUCAACAACAACAGCAACAACAACAGCAACAACAGCAACAACAGCAACAGCAACAACAGCAACAACAACAGCAGCAGCAGCAUCAGCAUCUUUUGAACCUUCAUCAUCAACAACAACUUCACCAACAGCAACAACUUCAAAUUCAUCAGCACCUUCAGCAACAGUCAAAGUCUCUACUUUCCAAUCCUACUGAGAUCAUUACUAUUCCAAAUGCACCUCACGAUAAUAAACCUAGAAAACGAGGCAGACCACCUAUAUUAUCCCCGCCGCCUGCAGCAUCUAGAUCUGAUAAUUCUGCAAUAUCAGCAUCACUAGCUGCUUCAAUUGCAGGCAAUAGUGGCCUCCAUCCAGCGGCGGCUUCCCUUUUAGCAUCAGCGCCUGGUGCCUUAAAUCCACUUCAGUCAUUAGAAUUCUAUAAAUCAUUGCUAGCUCAAAACUGGCCAAUGUUUUCUCCCGGUUCAUUUUUAUUCCCUGGUCAUCUUAAUGGUGAUCCACUAGGUGCUUUGAAUCAUACCAAUAUGAAUAUGAACAACCAACCCAGUAAAUCCCAUCUUAAUAACUCUAAAGUUAUUGUGUGUGAGACUGAAGAGGAUAAUAAAAAGCGAAACUCUAUCAAGGAUGGUUAUGAAGGAGAUUCCGAUUUAGCUGAAACGGAAGAAAUUGAUUUCGAUACUCCUAAAGUGUUCAAUGAAGAAGAACUCCGUAAACCUUUGAAAUUUGGAUGGCGGAGACAAACUCUAAUACAAUGUAUCACUAAAUCAGGCAUUAAAGGCGAAGUAAUAUAUUAUUCUUCAAGUGGAAAGAAAAUGAAAAAUAUAACGGAAAUUUGUCGGUAUUUGAGUAAAAAGAAUAUCAAUAUGUUACGUAAAGAGGACUUCAGUUUUGACCCUCGCCCAAUUAUUGGUGAAUUUAUUGAACAUUCAAAAGAAAAAGGAACUAGUUUCAACCUUUUAUCGGAAAAUGAUAUUCGAAGUCGGUUGGAGGAUAUGAAAAAACGUUUACAAUCAUCUAAUCUAGAGCCUGGACGUAGUAGCGAAAUACUUUUAGAAACUGAAGCCAGACCAGCUAAAAAUGAAAAUCCUCGCUCAUUCAAACGAGAUACUCCAUUUUAUAAUGAUCAAAAAAUCAAAGAGGCCCAAACUCGAGUGACGAUUGAGGAAAUUGAUGCGCUCCGAGAGGAUAUGUUUAGAAGAUAUCAAGAAUCAAAAGACUCUGAUCGAAGAUAUCAAACACAAAUUUUUCCAGAAUCUGAUUUCUACAAAAAGAAAGAUCUUGAAAUGGUCGCUGAAAUUGAGAGGGAACGUCGUAAACAACAUAUGAUGCUGGUUCGCGCUCUUGAUAACCACAAAAAGUUUGAAGAGAGGGAAAGAAGAAGUCGCCAAGAAAUUGCUGAAAAAAGAGCCAUUAUGGAACGAAAAUUCCAAAAGCGAAAACUGGAAAUUGAAAUUCAUAAGGAAUUAAAACGCUCCGUUGAAGAUAUGGUGCUUAAAAAUUCUAAAGCUCUUCCUACGCUGAAUCGUAUUCCAGGACUUAAGCUUCCUUCUAAAGUUUUUGCCGACUGUUUAAUGUUUUUUGAAUUUUUGAACAAUUUUGGUGAAACUCUUGGUUUUGACAUGGAGAGUUUACCUUCUCUGAAUACUCUACAAAAAGCUUUGCUGAAUCUAGAUGAAUCAGCAGAGAAAGAACUUGUUUCUACUUUACAUCAAUUACUAGUCUGUGCCAUUGAUGACCCUGGAAUCCCGUGUAAUAUAAGUACUGUUAUGGGACAGAAACUUAAGGAUGCUCCUAUUACUGAUUUCAAUCUUUCUGAAAUAUUGAAACUUUACUUUCAAUCAUUUUCAAAUUCUCACGAUGUAUCCGAUGAGGAUUACAUACCUACAAAUAUCUACGAAGUGCUCAAAUCUGGGAAACCAUUUUUAUCUCUAAACGCUGCUCAGAAAAUGGAUAUUUUAAGCUUUACUUGCAAUGAACUCACCUCAAAUCAAGCCAUCGUUCGUCAAAUCGAGCAAACUGUCGAGAAUCUCAAUAACCUUCGGCGUGAGAAGUGGGUUCUCGGAUGUGAAUUAAGAAAGUACAAAGCAAUUAAAUUGAGACGAGAAAAAGCUACUAGUGAAGAGGCCGGAGAAGCUUUAAAGAAAUUUGACAAAACUGAGAUCGAUGCUGGUCUUUUAGAUGAUAGUGGUGACAGUGAGGCUGAUGAUAACAUCAUCAUCACUGUUCAUGAAACAGAAGAAGAAGCAACCAUAACCAAUGAAGAGUUGGAUAAAAAGCUGGAUAAACUUGCUAAACAAUGUGCACAAAUGAAUGUUAAAUUGACCGAUGCAAUGCAAUGCAUGAGAGUUACUCCAAUAGGUCAAGAUCGUUAUCGUCGGCGAUAUUGGGUUUUACCAGCUUCUGGUGGAAUAUUUGUUGAAGGUUUGGAAUCUGGUCAUAAGGAUAAUCUUUAUAUGGACGAUAGCGAAGAAGAAGAGGAAGAAGAAUCUUCCGAGACAGAGGAAGAAAACGAAGAUAGUGAAAGUGAUUCAAAGAAAGAGGCAAAAAAUGAAUUAGCUGACAAUCAGGAUGAUUCAAAGGACGAAGUUAAAAAUGAUGCAAUAGAAAUCCAAGUUAAAGAAAAAGCAAGCGAAGGGAGAGGAAGAAAAAAAGCCAAGAAAGAGCAUGAUGCAUCUUCUCAAGAGAAACAAUCUAAAGUUGAUUCUAAAGUGAAAGAUGAAACCUCGGUCGACGUUGAAAUGAAAGAGGAUAAAAACGCACAGGAUGAUAAAUCAGACUCAGAGAAAAAAGAAAUAAUUGAAGUUACUGAGAUAAAAGAAGUGAAAGAGGAGAAACCAGGAAGAGUUAAACUUGAAAAUCUUGUUGAUGGUAAAUGUUCACUUUCUCCUGAAGUCACCAUUGAACUCAAAGGAAUUGUUUCAGAAGAGAAACCAAAUCGUGAAACGACAGUGACUAUUCAACCUGUCUCUGCUCCAUUGAAACCGCUUCCAAAAGAAGAAAUCAAGUGUGACAUGGAAAUAGCUGGUGUUAAUACGUUAAGACAACCGAUAAACAAUAGCAAUGAAGGAACAUGGAUUUCCCCAGUUACUGAUGGUAUUCCUAGAUCGUCAUUAUUUGACUCUAAAGUAGGUCCUUCAAAUUUAAACGCUGAAUUUAAUUCGAGAAAUGGAUUGUUUGAUGCGUCAGGUUUCCCUUUUGACAACAAUCAAGCCGUAUCUUGGUUUAAUGUAGUGCCAAGAGUUCCAUGUAAUGAUACCACCAUAACAAUUUGUCCAAUCACUACGACACCAUCACCUUCAACUCAAGAUCCUCAAUCAUCUAAGACUGCUGAAUCUAGUGAAGAAUCUGAUAAACCAUCAUCUGACAGUGCAACAUCAACUAAACCAUCUCAAAAUGUUUUCAUGGAAACUUUUGUUUAUCCUCAUCUAUCUGGAUCUCUGUUUCAAAAUAACUCAACGCAUUCCGUUGGAAACCAUUCUAAGUCUGAAUCAUACUCAAGUGAUCCUCAACUCAAUCAACAGUUAAAUACUUCUGGGUUAUCAAAUGGAGAAGCUGAAUUCAUUGUUAAUCCAGCUCUUCUUACUGGACCUGAAUUCGAAGUUGAUCCUGAAUUGCAGAAAAAAUUAGAGCAGCACAAGAAACAACAACACCGCAAACCCAAGCGAAUACCUGAAGAAUUUCAAAGAGGUUGGUGGAUUAUCACUGAUAUUGGCCAAAUCCGUUCAAUCAUUGAUUCUCUCAAUGAAAAAGGUUUUCGUGAGAAACAUCUCAAAAAGCAACUUCUUAAAUAUCUUACUUACGUUUCAACAAACUAUAAAGCUGCAAUAACAGAGUUUGACAUCUGUGAUCUUGAUCGUAAAGUGUCUCAAGAGUCGCCUUUUGGUGUACCUGAACCCAUUGACGAUGAUGUUUGGUGCAAAGAGGUUGCUUUACGGUUAGAUAUCGCUGUUUUAGAACAGAUUGAAGCCUUAGAAGAAAAAAUUGCUAGCUCUAGCAUGCAAAUUCGAGGUUGGAGACCCUCAUCAAAGAUAAGCAAUGAUUCGAGUUUCAAAUUCGAAUUAUCUUCUUAUUAUGAAUCUUAUGAUAAAGAUGAAGACGAACAAAAGACCGAAGAAAAGCCCAGAUCAAGUACAAAAAACGAUGAACCCAAAGAAACUAAAGGUAAAAAGAAAAUCUUGGAUCCUGUUAGAGCAGGUCGAGAACGUCUCUUGGCUACCGAGGCUGGAAUCGAGAGACGAUAUUUAAAACCACCAUUAGGUUUCAAAGCAAACACGAUAAUAGUUACUACUUCUAAUGGAGUGGGUGAUGAAUAUGCUGAUAAUGCCGCAGAUGAAAAUGCCCCUACUGGGCUAGUUCGCUGGCGGGAAGCCGUUCGUGAGAGUAAAAGCGGUUCACAAUUAGCUCUAUUGUUACAUUUCUUGGAAUCUUGCAUUGCCUGGGACAAGUCAAUUAUGAGAGCGAGUUGCCAGUUUUGUAGUGGAGGUGAAAAUGAAGCUCAGCUUCUUCUGUGUGAUGGUUGUGACAGAGGUUAUCAUAUGUACUGUUUUAAACCCAAAAUGGAAAAUGUCCCAGACGGAGACUGGUUCUGUUAUGAAUGUCAGAAUAAAAAUACUAUCGACAAAGUUUGCAUUAUAUGCGGCAAAAAAGGAAAACUGAUUAACUGUGAUACAUGUCCAAAAGUUUUUCACCCCAAUUGUUUAGAUCCACCUGUUACAAAGCCUCCUAAGGGAAGAUGGUGUUGUAACAUGUGUAAUCGUAAACCAAAGAAGAUCAAACAGGGACGUAAAACGAUGACAUCUCUUAACGCGGCAGCUACUUCUGCAUCAUCAGAUGAUAAAAUAGUUAAAGAACAGCCUCCAAACAAAUCAACACCAGUGACUACUCCCAAAGAGGAAACAAAAAAGUCAAAGGUUACAAAUCGGUCUAAGAAAGAGACAAAACCAGCAACUGAAUCAACUACUACUCAUAAGGAGACUAAAAAAGAAAAGAAAACUAAUAAAAAAAGUGAGGAAAGCAAAGAGAUGGUAAUAUGUGAAAAUUUAUUAAAAGACUUGACAGCACAUGAAGAUUGCUGGCCUUUCUUAAAUCCUGUCAAUACCAAACAAUUUCCAACUUACAAAAAGAUUAUUAAAAAACCUAUGGACUUUGAAACAAUCAAGAACAAUUUAAAAGCAGGAGGGUACAAAAACAAAAGCGAGUUCUUAGUUGAUUGCCGAUUAGUAUUUGAUAAUUGUGAAACUUUCAAUGAAGAUGAAUCUCCUGUUGGUGUUGCUGGUCAUAAUAUGAGGCGUUACAUGGAAAAAAGAUGGAAAGAACUUGGAGGAGAAAAUUGAUCGAUCUCUCAAACAAUUCAAGCUUGAUUCAAUGCAAUUAUCAUCCUACACGCCACAAAAAUACAAAACAACUCUUUUUUUAAUACAAAAGGUGUUGGAAAACCUAUCUAGAUCAUGUAAAGGUUAAUACAAAGGGAAAUUGGCUCUUUUUGUAUAUUUGGUUGCUCUCUUUUUUUUCAAAAGCCAAUGUAUACUUACACAAAUAUAUCAAUUUCCCUUUCCUGAUUUAAUAUCUCACCUUGUUCUGCUUUUUUGCCUUCUAUCUCACUUUCUUUUGCUUUUUCCUCAUCAGUCGAUAUUAUCUUUCACUGAUGAAUUGUCUCAUUAACUUGCAUCACUUGAUUGCAUCUGAAGAGAAACAUUGAAACUACUCGAAGCUCAUCUGUAAAAUAGCAUUUUAUAUAAAUCUUGUGUAAAUAAUAGUUUACAUUCCUUUCCAUUAAACAAAUGAUAUGUUUAA
This is a messenger RNA of Tetranychus urticae (two-spotted spider mite), 6764 nucleotides long. RefSeq names its product bromodomain adjacent to zinc finger domain protein 2B. Gene Ontology annotation, molecular function: protein binding; DNA binding. The record is from RefSeq and is a predicted model, not a curated record. Gene Ontology annotation, cellular component: chromatin. NCBI's taxonomy places the organism in Eukaryota, Metazoa, Arthropoda, Arachnida, Trombidiformes, Tetranychidae.